AUGGAAGCGACAGUCCCGGUCGCCGUUUGUGUAAUGCUAAGCACACCAGAGACCACAGGCCUCUCACAGGUGGCGCCGUCUGGUCUCACCAAUCCAGUUGAGACCCUUUUGUAUUCCACGAUACUGUGGAUCCAACCUGUCAAGCAGAUGUGGCAACGAUACAGGAGGGCAAGCCAGAUGCCACAGGGGGCGGGAUGCAAAACAUACUUGAGCUGGAAAAGGUACCCACAUAUCGGGCAGCACACAAUUGAAUGCUGUGCUAUGUUAGUGUAUACUUGGCAUCGGUGGAUAUGGUGCCAUGGUGCCGUGGAUAGUUUGUGCCAUACAUAUUAA
This is a messenger RNA of Pochonia chlamydosporia 170, 333 nucleotides long. RefSeq lists its product as hypothetical. The transcript has a single exon. The record is from RefSeq and is a predicted model, not a curated record. Lineage: Eukaryota; Fungi; Ascomycota; Sordariomycetes; Hypocreales; Clavicipitaceae. Bases 1 to 333 code for a protein of 110 amino acids.